Tripterygium wilfordii is the source of this 2838-nucleotide messenger RNA. RefSeq names its product nuclear pore complex protein NUP62. The coding region runs from base 77 to 2605 and encodes 842 amino acids. Gene Ontology annotation, molecular function: phospholipid binding; structural constituent of nuclear pore. The transcript is spliced from 9 exons. NCBI's taxonomy places the organism in Eukaryota, Viridiplantae, Streptophyta, Magnoliopsida, Celastrales, Celastraceae. The record is from RefSeq and is a predicted model, not a curated record. Gene Ontology annotation, biological process: protein import into nucleus; RNA export from nucleus. Gene Ontology annotation, cellular component: nuclear pore central transport channel; nuclear pore.
UCCCGCAAAACCCUUGUACAUUCAAAACCCAGAAACCCUCGUUGGUAACAGUCGGAGAGCAGAGAGAGAGCGAGAGAUGUCAGGAUUCUCAUUCGGAUCAUCGGCAUCUGCCUUUGGAUCCUCUCAGUCCUCGUCGUCAUCUCCCUUUGCACCCGGAUCCACUGCAUCUACUUUUGGAACCUCGACCGGAUUCUCAUUAGAAUCAUCCGCAGUAAACCCUAGCUCCGCCUCAUCUUCCGCAUCCUCCUCUUUCCCCUUCUCUUUGAACACCGCCUCCUCUUUGUCUUCUUCACCUUUCUCUUCAAUAACCAACCCUAGUUCUGCUUCGUCUGCGGCUCCCUCGUUCGGAUUCGGACAACCUGGCGCCUCCUCUUCGUCAUCGUCGUCAUUUUCCGCUUCUCCUUUCUCAUUUGGUACUGCCGCAGGUACCGGAGCUAGCCCCGGUCCAUCUCUGUUUGGGGCGUCCUUCACCGCUGCAUCUGGCUCUGCUCCAUCCAUCUUUGGGGCAGCUUCUUCGGCUUCAACUUCGAGUUCGCCCCUUUUUGGAGUGGCUGCGAGUUCCGGAUCUUCAUUGUUUGGGGCUACUACACCUGCUUCAGGACCGGCUUCCAGUUCUUCAUUGUUUGGGGUGAGUUCUGCAGCUGCUAGUUCGGGUUCGCCCCUCUUUGGGAGUUCUGCUCCGGCCUUAUUUGGGGCAAGUACAUCAACUGCAAGUUCCGCUCCCUCGUUUGGAGCGUCUUCCCCAGCGGCAAGUUCUGCGCCAGCAAUUGGGACUCCUUCAUUGGCGGCAAGCUCAGGCUCAAGCUUUUUUGGUACACCUUCAGCCGCUGCAAGCUCUGGCUCAACCUUAUUUGGUGCACCUUCAUCCUCGGCAAGCUCUGGUUCAACCUUAUUUGGUGCACCUUCAUCCUCGGCAAGCUCUGGUUCAACCUUGUUUGGUGCACCUUCAUCCGCUGCAAGCUCUGGUUCAACCUUGUUUGGUGCGCCUUCGUCCGCGGCAAGCUCUGGUUCAACCUUGUUUGGUGCACCUUCGUCCGCGGCAAGCUCUGGUUCAACCUUGUUUGGUGCACCUUCGUCCGCAGCAAGCUCUGGUUCAGCAUUGUUUGGUACACCUUCGUCGGCAGCAAGUUCUGGUUCAGCUUUGUUUGGUAGACCUUCAUCUGCGGCAAGCUCUGGUUCAUCUAUCUUUGGGACUUCUUCAACCACGGCAACUUCCACACUAUCCCUGUUUGGGGCAUCAAGCGCUCCAAGCUCUUCUACUGCCUCUGCUAUCCCAGCAUUUGGCGCUUCAUCUUCAACAAUAGCAUCUCCUUCAUUUCAAAACAUUGCCUCUUCAAGUUCAUCUUUAAAUACAAGCUCUGCUCUGCCUAUCUCUGCAGCUGCCUCUGGAUUUUCUUUUGCUAAGAGUACUCCAAGUUCUAUAUCAACAGCUGUGUCAGCAGCUGCUCCUUCUCUGACAUCAUCUUCUUCCAGCAGUUCAGGCUUCUCGUUUGGAACACCAGCUUCCUCAUCUACUCAAUCCUUCUCUGGAUUCGGCAAUGCCGGUUCAAGCACGGCAGCUGCAAAACCAGAUGCUCUUUCUUUUGGAACUUCAUCUGCUUCACUUUUUUCUGCGGUCACAACCACUGUUGCUUUAACUCCUGCUGCUAGUAGCACAACUCUUACUUCCUCUGCUGCAACUUCAGGGCUGGCACUACCUGCAUUUGGUGUGAGUUCUUCUUCUUCUGCUACCACUGCUUCAUCUGUUGCUGCUCCUGCAAGUGCUGCUGCAGCAUCUGGAUCUUUCACAGGUUUUCAGCUGUCGACAAAAACAUCUUCUGCGGCCUUGUCCUCUCAGGCACAGUUAACAUCUGCUUCCCCUGUGUUUGCAGCGACAACUUCCACUUUCGGUACUACUGCAGCUCAGACAUCAUCAUCUCUUGUAGUUGCUUCCAGCAGCGGGACAAGUGCAAGUGUCGGUGCCGUGGCAUCUACUGCACCAAAAUUACCAUCUGAGAUUACUGGAAAGACUGUUGAGGAGAUCAUCAAGGAAUGGAAUGCUGAGCUACAAGAGCGUACUGGGAAAUUUAGGAAGCAGGCUGCUGCAAUAGCUGAAUGGGACAAGAGGAUUUUACAGAAUCGUGAUGUUCUUCUAAGGCUUGAGAUUGAAGUGGCAAAAGUUGUAGAGACCCAAGCUAACUUGGAGAGGCAGUUGGAACUAAUUGAGACUCAUCAGCAAGAGGUUGACAAGGCCUUGCAAAGCAUGGAAGAAGAAGCAGAACAUAUCUUUAAGGAUGAGCAAGGAUUGCUUCUUGACGACGAAGCUGCUUCUACCAGAGAUGCGAUGUAUGAGCAGGCUGAGUUUAUAGAGAGGGACUUGGAAAAUAUGACUGAACAGAUCAAAUCCAUUAUCGAGACCCUAAAUGCUAACCAAGGUGGAGAAUUUGAUACAAUUGAUGGGUUGACUCCAUUGGAUGUGGUUGUACGAAUUUUAAACAAUCAACUAAGUUCUUUAAUGUGGAUCGAUGAGAAGGCCGAAGAAUUCUCUGCACGAAUUCAAAAGCUUGCUUCCCAAGGUUUGGCUGCAAAUCGUGAAUUGAUGAGCCAGAAAUUUUGGUUAUCUUGAUUUUUUUUAAAAUUCAGUUUCCGAGCGGGUUGGGAUCAGUAUAUGCAAGUGAAUAAGUUCUUGGACUUUUUUCUUUCGACAAAAAAAUUUGAUAAGUAGACAUACGUUGUUAAAGGGUAACCGUGUUGCAUCAUUUUCACUCUUCAGAGCUUUUUUUGUAGAAUAACUUGCAAAGUUGCAAUGGUUUUAUUCUUGCAGCCCAGUAAAUUUUACUGUUAAAAGUUCUCUUUAAG